AUGGAGAAGGCUGGUCAAAGCAAGACAAUGGGCGGACAGAAGAAACCCGAAGUGGACUCUGUGCUGAAGAAGCUGCCCAGUGAUAACGACCUUACAUGGGACAGCUACUUCGCGCCAGAGCACGUCAAGGACGAGUUGAAGCACCUUGCCGAGUGCAUGGAUCCGGAGUUUCAGCAGAGAUUGAAGGCCCUUCGCCAACACUGCCGCGAACGCCCGGGGCAGAUUUUCCGGGGGCGUCCCAUGCUCUUGCUACAUGGCCCUCCGGGAACCGGCAAGACUCAUGCCAUGCGCAUGUUGGCGGCUUCUUUGAAGCUGCAACCCUGGAUUCUGGAUGUCAAGGCCAUGUCCGACAGUUGGGAGGCGCGGAACUUGUUUGGCGAGGUGCUGCGGAGCAUCGCCAGUCUCAACAAGGCCAUCGUGUUUUUGGAUGAGUGUGAGGGCAUCUUCCGAGACAGAGGCCCGAUGAUGAACUAUGCGUCGGUGGCGGUUACUACGAAGGUAGAACUGAUCGAUGACUUCUUGACAUGGGUGGACGGACUGCAGGGGCAGAGAACCGAAGAGAUGAAAGGUGCCUACCUCUGCUUGUCCACCAACAUUCUUGAACACAUCGACCCGGCGAUCGUAUCUCGCAGCAACUGUAUGAAAAUUGACUUGCCCGGUCUACCAGAACGGCGGGCAUGGUGGGGAGCACAUGCGAAGCACCUCAUACCGUGCGAGCUUGAUGAACUGGGCAGCCUCACCGAGGGCCUCUCCUUUCGGGACCUAAGCCAAGUGGCAGAGAAAGUGGAGAGGGCUGCAGCAAGACAUGGCCACAUGGAUGUUCAGCUGCAGCACUGCGGCGUCUUCCAGUACAGGCAAGCGGCACUGAGGCUCGCUGAGGAGAAGAGCACAUCUUCUGCAGCUGCUGAGAAGCCGCGUGCGGCUGUGUCUGAGCAGCCUUCGUGCUUGCAAGCCAAGCUGGAAGCCGAGCAAGCUGAGCGCUGGAAGUUAGAAGCCAGAGUUCAGCACUUGGAGUCGGAGUCCUUGGAUGCAGAAUGGUAUCACAUCGACCAUGUGCACAUCCAGGAUGAGCUCGUCGUUGCUAGAUCCCUCCGAGACCAUGCGCUUCCAGUGUUUCGUAAAAUCAGCGGUGUUUGUGAUUCCAUCCUGAGGCGCAGCUCGAGGUGA
Molecule: messenger RNA, 1167 nt
Organism: Symbiodinium sp. CCMP2592
Lineage: Eukaryota; Dinophyceae; Suessiales; Symbiodiniaceae
Source: the annotation of a GenBank genome assembly